CACAACUUUCUCUCUCUGGCUUGCACAGGCGCAUGCAUACACUCUGUCUCCCUCCCUUCCUCCUUCCCUGCUUCUAGAUAAUGCAUUUUCUACAGUGGGAGGCGGCCAGGAUGGAACCCAGGACUGGAGAUUAAAAUGGUACCCGAUGAAGCAAAAUUGUCUACUAUUCUCUGAAAGGCCGUCGAGAUUCUCAUGGAUGUCAGGAGAUGCACCUUGACCAGCAAGAGGAGGGAGAAAAUUCAUUUCAUCUAUUAGGAAUUAAAAAUGCUUUCUGAAGAAGAAUGAAAAGAUGGAAAAUCCCUUUGGCUCCCUGGAGACAAACAACUUCCACCCUUUUACUCCCGAAUCUUUGGCUGCUAUUGAAAGGCGGAUUGAGGAGGAGAAACUUCAGAACAAGUUGAAGAAGGAACAUGAGGGAGAGGGAGAGAAAGACUCAAAUGCCAAAGAAGAGAAGCCCCGACCCCAGCUGGACUUAAAGGCCUGCAACCAACUGCCCAAGUUCUAUGGAGAACUUCCCCCAGAAUUGGUGGGGGAGCCCCUGGAGGACCUGGACCCUUUUUACAAAAAUCACAAGACAUUUAUAGUGCUAAACAAAGGGCGGACAAUCUUCCGGUUCAGUGCGACCUGGGCUUUGGGGUUACUCAGUCCUUUCCAUCCCAUCAGGAGAACUGCCAUCAAAGUAUCGGUCCAUUCCCUGUUCAGUUUCUUCAUCAUGAUGACAAUUAUGGUCAACUGUGUGUUCAUGACCAAGACGGAAACUCCACCAACUGUUGAGUAUGUCUUCACAGGGAUUUACACAUUUGAAUCUUUAAUAAAAAUAUUGGCUCGAGGAUUUUGUCUGAAUGAAUUCACCUACCUUCGAGAUCCAUGGAAUUGGCUGGAUUUUUGUGUGAUUUCCCUGGCGUACAUUGCUGAAGUUACAGAUCUACGUGGGGUUUCAGCUCUAAGAACUUUCAGAGUAUUCCGGGCUCUGAAAACAGUUUCAGUGAUCCCAGGCUUAAAGGUGAUUGUGGGUGCCCUGAUCCAUUCUGUGAAGAAGCUGGCAGAUGUGAUGGUGCUGACACUCUUCUGCCUGAGCGUCUUCGCCCUCGUAGCCUUGCAGCUCUUUAAGGGGAAUCUCAGGCACAAAUGCACUAAGAACUGUACAUUUUUUAACACGACCAGUGAUUCCUACGGUGAAAACAAGACAUGGGAUUUCUGCAAAAAUGACUCUGAUUACUUGAUGUUAAAGCCUGGCACAAAAGAUCACCUACUCUGUGGCAAUGGCUCUGAAGUAGGGAGCUGUCCCAAAGGCUAUUUCUGUCUAAAGAUAGGAGACAAUCCAGAUUAUAACUACACCAGUUUUGACAACUUUGGCUUGGCUUUCCUGGCUCUGUUCCGCUUGAUGACACAGGAUUACUGGGAGCGGCUCUACCAGCAGGUCUCUCAUAGGACCUUGAGAGCAUCUGGGAAAAUUUACAUGCUUUUUUUCGUGCUUGUUAUUUUUCUGGGGUCCUUCUAUCUGGUCAAUUUGAUCCUGGCAGUUGUGACCAUGGCUUAUGAAGAGCAGAAUGAAGCCACGAUGGCUGAAGUAGAAGCAAAGGAAAAGAAGUUUCAGGAGGCCCUUGAGAUGUUGAAAAAAGAGCAAGAGGUCCUGGCUGCCAUGGGGAUUGACACAAGCUCGCUUCUUUCCUUUGAAAUGUCACCUCGAGCCUCCAAAAAUGCCAAAGAAAGAAGAAACAAGAUGAAUCAAAUGAAAUCUGAGGACUCCAUAGAAGAUACCAGCUACCCUCACCAGAGGAAGAUGUCUUUCCUUAGCAUCAAUUAUGGUCCCAAUGGCAAUUCAGGCAAGAGAAGGUACAGCUAUGGAAACUUUAAUCUCAAGAAUCAAGAUGGUCUGGAUUCUGUCUUUACUGACGAUGAGAAAACCACCAGUAAGGACAAUGAGAGUCGUCGAGGGUCGUUGCUUUUGGCACAUAUGGGGCGACGCUUGAGUAUGCAAAACCAAAGGAUCGCUUCAUCUCAGUCUCCCAUGCCCACCUCCAGGCAAGACGGCAAAGAGCAAAGCAACCCUGGGGAAUGCAAUGGGAAGCCUUCUUUGCUUGGUGGAGACCCCAUAUCUGGGAAUGUCACAUCUUCGGGGGAGAUCGAAAUAUCUGGAAAAGUAGAUAUGACUUCUGAGGAAGCCAGAAAGAAGAACACCUUGGCAGCCCACACCUUGUCUGCAGAGUAUUGCGAUGAACCAUUCCGAGUGAAAAGGGCAGUGAGUGUAGUCAGUAUCAUUACCUCUGUCCUUGAGGAACUUGAAGAAUCUGAGCAGAGGUGCCCCCCUUGUUGGAUCCGCUUUGCUCGGAAGUAUCUGAUUUGGGAAUGCUGUGAGACCUGGCUGAAAUUCAAGGAUCUGAUCUCAAAGAUCGUGAUGGACCCUUUCACGGAGCUCAUCGUCACCCUCUGCAUUGUGGCCAACACUCUGUUCAUGUCCAUGGAGCACUAUAAUAUGACCCCAUCCUUUUCUUGGAUGCUCCAAACAGGCAAUAUAUUCUUCACAGUGAUUUUCACCGCUGAGAUGGUGCUCAAGAUCAUCGCCUUCCAUCCCUACUAUUACUUCCAAAGGAGCUGGAAUAUCUUUGAUAGCGUCAUCGUCACCUUGAGCCUGGUGGAGCUGGGUCUGCCCCAAAAAGCGAGCUUGUCGGUGCUCCGCUCCUUCAGAUUGCUGAGGGUCUUCAAGCUGGCCAAGUCUUGGCCAACUUUGAACAAUCUCAUCAAGAUCAUCGGCAACUCCGUGGGAGCCUUGGGCAACCUCACCCUGAUCCUGGCCAUCAUCGUCUUCAUCUUCGCAGUGGUCGGAAAACAGCUGUUUGGAGACAACUACGAGCGGUUGCGUAGUGAAGAGACGGGGCAGCUGCCUCGUUGGCACAUGCACGAUUUCUUCCACUCUUUCCUCAUCGUGUUCCGGAUCCUCUGUGGAGAAUGGAUAGAGACCAUGUGGGACUGUAUGGAAGUGAACGGGCCCUACAUGUGUCUCGUCGUCUUCUUGAUGGUGAUGAUGCUGGGGAACCUGGUGGUCCUCAACUUGUUCAUUGCUUUGCUACUGAAUUCUUUCAGUGCCGACAAUUUAGCCUCUGAAGAUGAUGGGGAGCUGAACAAUCUCCAGAUAGCCCUGGCCAGAAUCCAGAAGUUUGCGCAUCUUGUAGGGCAGGCCAUUCGGGACUUUUGGGGCAGAAAGUUCUGGACUUCGAAGGCCAAAGAGGAGAAACAGAAACAGAUGGUGAAAAUGGCCCUUUCAGAAUCAAGGGCCCCAAACCACAUGACCACCCAACUUCUCACCAGUGUUGGACGGGUCAAAGACAACCCAGCUCCCAAUGGGCUGGCCUUGGAGUUGGCCAUGUGCCCUGUUAAUGACCCUGGGAACUUCAUGAUCAAUAGCAACACGGAGAUCUCAGUCCCUAUAGCUACAGCAGAAUCUGAUCUUGAAGAUGAUGAUGAUGAUGAUGAGCCAAAUGUGGCGUUAGAAAUGGCUCCUCCAAAUCAGGAAGUCCCACCGCAAGAAGGACGAAGGCUACAGGAGAGCAAUCAUCACCUCACAUCUGACACUUCUUCUGAAGAUCUGGCCUUAUACCUCGAUAAGCAAUGGAAGGAUAUCCAAUCUGUUGGCAGCCCCACAGAGAAAGGUGAUGUCUCGAGUUGCUCUGAAGGCAGCACUGUGGACAUCCCUGAUCCAGAGAUAAUUCUAAAGAAAAUCACAGAUCUCAGUGAGAGCUUGGAGGAACCUGCAGAUUGCUUCACAGAGGACUGCAUUCGGCGCUGUCCAUGCUGUACAGUGGACACAGAAAGGCUUCCUGGAUCUUUCUUCUGGAACCUGAGAAAAACCUGCUACCAUAUUGUAGAACACAACUGGUUUGAGAGUUUUAUCAUUUUCAUGAUUCUGCUGAGCAGUGGAGCCUUGGCUUUCGAAGAUGUUUAUCUGGAAAACAGGCGCACAUUGAAAGCUAUCCUCGAUUUUGCUGACAUGGUGUUCACUUACAUCUUUAUCCUCGAGAUGCUACUGAAGUGGGUGGCCUAUGGCUUCAAGACUUACUUCACCAAUGCCUGGUGCUGGCUGGACUUCCUCAUCGUGGAUGUUUCAAUGAUAAGCCUCAUAGCAACUACUCUUGGCUACUCUGACAUUGGUCCCAUUAAAUCCCUGCGGACCCUCCGGGCGCUGAGGCCCCUGAGAGCACUGUCACGCUUUGAAGGCAUGAGGGUGGUCGUAGAUGCCCUGGUUGGUGCAAUCCCCUCCAUCAUGAAUGUCCUUCUGGUCUGCCUCAUCUUCUGGCUCAUCUUCAGCAUCAUGGGAGUGAACCUGUUUUCAGGAAAAUUUGGCAGAUGCGUUAACCUCACCGUGGGAGACUUCUCCCCUGUGAAUGUGUCCAUCGCCAAUGACAAGACCCAAUGUAAUAACCAGAGUGCUUCAGGUCUCUUCUGGGACACUGUGAAAGUCAACUUUAAUAAUGUGGGAAUAGGUUACCUUGCUCUUCUGCAGGUGGCAACAUUCAAAGGGUGGAUGGAUAUCAUGUAUGCUGCUGUGGAUUCCCGGAAGCAAGAGGAGCAGCCCCUGUGGGAGGCCAACCUGUACAUGUACCUGUAUUUUGUCAUCUUCAUCAUCUUUGGGGGUUUCUUCACACUGAACCUCUUCGUUGGAGUUAUAAUCGACAAUUUCAAUCAACAAAAGAAAAAGUUAGGUGGUCAAGAUAUAUUCAUGACUGAAGAACAAAAGAAAUAUUAUAAUGCCAUGAAAAAACUGGGAUCCAAAAAGCCUCAAAAACCAAUCCCAAGACCACUGAAUAAAUACCAAGGCUUCGUGUUUGAUAUCGUGACCCGGCAAGCCUUCGAUGUGGCCAUCAUGGUUCUCAUCUGCCUUAAUAUGAUCACCAUGAUGGUGGAGACAGAUGACCAGAGUAAAGAGAAAACCAGAAUCCUUAACCGGAUCAACCAGUUUUUCGUUGCCGUCUUCACGACAGAGUGUGUUCUGAAGGUGUUUGCUCUGAGACAUUACUACUUCAUCAAUGGGUGGAACAUAUUUGAUUUAAUUGUUGUGGUCCUCUCAAUCGCAAGUUUGGUGUUUUCUGGCAUCAUGAAGUCACUGGAAAAUUAUUUUUCCCCGACACUGUUCCGAGUCAUCCGCCUGGCCCGCAUCGGCCGCAUCCUGCGGCUGAUCCGAGCGGCCAAGGGGAUCCGCACGCUGCUCUUCGCCCUCAUGAUGUCCCUCCCCGCCCUCUUCAACAUCGGCCUGCUGCUCUUCCUGGUCAUGUUCAUCUACUCCAUCUUCGGCAUGGCCAACUUUGCCUAUGUGAAGCAGGAGGCCGGCAUCGACGACAUGUUCAACUUCCAGACGUUCGCCAACAGCAUGCUCUGCCUCUUCCAGAUCACCACGUCGGCCGGCUGGGACGGGCUGCUCAGCCCCAUCCUCAACAGGGGGCAGCCAUAUUGUGACCCAGAUCUAAUAAACUCCAAUAAAUCCAAAGGAAACUGUGGAAAUCCCACAAUCGGGAUCGCCUUCUUUGUCAGUUACAUCAUCGUCUCCUUCCUCAUCGUGGUCAACAUGUACAUCGCCGUCAUCCUGGAGAACUUCAACGUGGCCACGGAGGAGAGCACGGAGCCGCUGAGCGAGGACGACUUCGACAUGUUCUACGAGACCUGGGAAAAGUUUGACCCAGAGGCCACGCAGUUCAUUACGUUCUCAGCCCUCUCAGAUUUUGCAGAUGCUCUGACAGAACCUCUGCGCAUUCCAAAACCUAACCAGAAUACGCUCAUCCAGAUGGACCUGCCUUUGGUCACGGGGGACAAGAUCCACUGCUUAGACAUCUUGUUUGCCUUUACCAAGAGAGUGCUGGGAGAAUCUGGGGAUAUGGACACACUGAAAGCCCAAAUGGAGGAAAAGUUCAUGGCGGCUAAUCCUUCUAAAGAGUCCUAUGAACCAAUCGCAACGACUCUGAGAUCAAAACAGGAAAAUGUGUCCGCUUCCAUCAUUCAAAGGGCCUACAGAAAUUACCUCAUCCAGCAGUCCUUCCGGCAGGUCGUCGAUGCACGUCCUAAUAAUUCUGGGGAACGGGUGUGUGAGAGGGCCACUGAAGAUGAAGGCUUGAUUGAAUUCAUGAUGAAGGAAAACAGCGGGCUUCCGGACAAGUCAGAAACUGCAUCAACCAUGUCCUUCCCCCCAUCUUACGACAGUGUCACCAGAGGCCUCAGUGAGGAAGGACAGCUGGACACAUCUGAUACCGGCCUAAAGGAGGAAGAUGCUGGCUAUGAGCAACCUUCCCAGGUUGUGGACAAAGCCUCAUCGAUAUAGCACCGUGGACAGCUCCUAAAUAUGCUCGGCACGGACUCAUACACAAUUCUUGAUGCACCCUUAGCUUUUUUCCCUGACCACAGAUGGCCCCUCAGGCUCAGCCCACCUCUCAUAAAUGCAUGCCAGGGGCCAGAGGGGAGGAGGUCUGGGAAAGAGCAAAUGGAUAUGUCAGGACCACAUCCCCAGGGAGGGGAGAACCAACUGUUCUGCCAGAAGUCCCAAAGCCCCAACUUCAUUUAAAAAUUAAAACAAGGACAUUGCGUUUUCAUGUUCUUUUCUUUUUCAUUUUGGUAACUGAAACUGGAUUUCUUACAAUCCUGGAGAGGAGGAAGAGAGAAAAUCCAGACCUUGAACUUUAUUAAUUUUUUUAUUUGACCUACCUGCCCUAAGACUCAAUCUUCAUCAUAGACAGGGUGGGAUACAGAAGUGAAUUCCAACAUCUUUGUAAAGAAUAAAGAACUUUAUUCUCCGAGCUUUGUCACUGAGGCCACAAGGAGUUUCUUCCUCUUUCCUCUGACCUUUCUCUGCUGGGAAAACAAGAGGAGCGGAGACUCUGAAGGGGAAAACUCUCAGGAUCGGAAUGAUUACCAGCAUGUUGGAGUUCAGAGGCAGGCCAGCGAGCAUCACCUAUGGGGACCUGAGACCUUAGUUAGAACUUUGCAUGGCUGCAUGCUAGAGAUCCAGUGUCACCCCUCUGGCCCAAUGUACUACUCCCUGGAGAUGCUAUAAAAGAACUUGGUACAGCUAUUAAAGUAGAUUUUUUUUUUAAAAAAAAAAGGAGAUUUACUGUCAAGACCAACAUCCCAUUUUAAAGCACAUUUUUAAAUGAAAUGAGAUUGGUAUUUAUCAUUAACACUACCCCCUUCCCUUCCUCUGCCUUUGCUAUUUUAUAGCUAGAUUAAUUGCAGUCAUUACUUCUAAUUGCUCAUGGAGAGAUGGUAUCUGAGACCAAGAGAGCAGAGGUUACUGCUCCUUCUCUUUGGACAUUUCCAACAUCAAGCUGAAAUGUGCCUUUUUGACUCUAGAGCUGGAAGAAAAUUUAGAUUUGCUCUAAUCCCAGCCCCUUACCUUUUAAAUGAGAAAACUGAGCAUCAGGGAGGCAGUUGUAGGAUGUUGAAUGUAAUAAGAAGAAAGGAGAAGAAAAUCCAGGAGCCCCUCCAGUCCCUGAGUGAGCUGGGCUGAUCUGACCUAGGAUUCGUUAGUGAAUAUCAUUUAUUUCUUCAGCUCAGCUCAGAAUCAGGACCCAACAUUCCCUUGGGCACAGAUAACUCUCAACACCCUUUCCUUCUCCCUUGCUCACUGACCAUGACCAUUGUACUCUCCCCUUCUUUCCUUGUUCUAGUCCCUAAAAAAGGAGAAAGCAGGUGGGCAGAAAAACAAGAUUUAGAGCAUUCUCUUUUAAUCGACUAUUAAUAGUAAAAACAAGAAAACAUAGCAUGGCAGCAGAGAUAAAAUAACAGCAAUAAUAACUAAUCUUGACUAACAAUGAUUUUCAAAGACCUAUAUUUCCUCAGGAACCCACUUCUGAUGCGUUCUGGCUGUGUGACUCUGGACAAGUCACGUUCCCUCUUAAAUGUCUCAGUGCCCCAGACAACUCUCUAAGACUGUGAAUUAGGGAGAGGUACCCACCAGCGUGGGUAGCAAGGCAUUAAGUCCCCUCUCUCCACCACUACAGUCAUAGUACCAGUCCCUAUCAUUAUCUGUCUACAACUUGUUUUUCUCUUUGUAGGAUACAAUCUCUUGAAGGCAAAGCCCAUUUCAUGUCCCCAAAAUAGUUAUGAUAAAAUAAUCCCUUGGAGUUGCAUAGGGCUUUGCAAAGGGCUGUCCCAUCCAUGGUGUCUGCCAUAGACUCACAUGCACUCACAGGGCAUCGGGCACGCUUUUAUUGCUGAUUUCUCACGCAUUCUGAACGCUGGGGCUGCCCACCUUACGCUCACCCCCCACAUCCUCAGCCCGCCACCCUCGACCCCCUUGCCAAAACUUCAGACAGAACAGAUAUUGGCCCUUCAGAUCAAAAGGAACGAAUGAAAAGCACUGGCUGCGCACUUACUAGGUGACAAGCCCUGAGUUCAUUCAGCUCUGAGAAUACAGAUCUUAAUGGUGGACCAGGGUCUCCUUGUCACUGCUCCCGCUGCUGGUCUCACUACUGGCGCAAAGCCCAUGGACUCUAAUUCAGAUUUACUUGAGAUUCCCCCAUUCACAUUAGGGCUCACUGCAGAGACCAAAUACACAUUCUCUCUCUAGUCCCCAACUCUCAAGCAAUUUGUUCCUCCUGGUUAGCUCGGGAUUGCACUCCAGGAGUUUCCCACUGUUUCACUCCAUUUUCACCCUGAGCUGCCGAGGUCCUCACCCAUUGGAUGGUAGCUAGUCUUCUUUGACGCCCCCAACAUCCGGGAUAUGUCGAGGACAUGGCAAGGUCUCAGCCUGGGUAUUUGCCUUUGGAGGAGUUGGGCAUCCCCAACUCCUAGAAAUCCUACUGAGUCAUGAUGGUAGUUCUGGGAAUGAAGCACAAGUCAACUACUAUCUCAGGCUAAGCCAAAAUGGAAGUCAGGUCUUUGUUUCCGGGUUCAGUGUUCUUUCAACGACAAUGAGCAAAUUACAAAAUUUAUAAAAAGUUAUUUAAAAAAAGCUUUCUUCAACGAGAAGAAUGUUCAAGAAGAGCUGGAACUAGAGAGAGGAAGUACAGGAGCCUCCUAGGGAACAGUAUUUAGGGAGGAGCAAGAGAGUUUUUUUAUAAGUGAAUAUAUAUUUAAGACCAGUUCUCCAUGAUUUAUAGAUAGCUAAGGCUUCUUACUUCAGGCUAAAAGCCUUCCAUGGACAGUCAGAGACAAUGAUUUCCAGACUUUGCUUGGGACGUGAAGAUGCCUUAUUCUUGCUCUUCAUCUAAGAAUACCAUGUUCUGUUCUUUUUAUUUUUUAACUUGCUUUUCUCUGCCCUUUUUUAUAACAUGAGGAUGAAGGGACAGCUUAGUACAACUUCUCAGACUGUCACAGUCCAUGGCCUUGUGCUUUAAAAAACAAACACAAAACCUUCUAGUGCAUUAAGCCAGUGUUUCCUUACUAGAAGGAAAGUUUCCCAGCCAGUCAUGAAGUACAGACCAAUCUACUCCUCAUCUCUACAGCCUGUGCCAUGUGAGAUGUGAUUUAUAAACAAGGGGACCCAAAUUAUGCAAUACCAGGGCUCCUGUUGUACAUCUUAAAUAUAUUACUGAUGAUGGCAGAUGUGGGGAUGCUGCGUAAGGAAGCUUGUAUUUUAUUUUAGGGUGAAGACGGAGCCCCCGGAAUCUCAAAGGCAGAAGGAGGAGGCAGAGGGCCCCAGAGAUGAAGAAUAGAAUGAAAAAUCCCUACAGCAAUAACAAUGGCAUUUACAUAGCACUUAGAGGUUUGCCGAGCACUUCACAGGAGUCAUUCUCAGCUCUUCCCGCUCCCUUGGCCCCUCAUCUCAUCUGCUGCCAACUUCAGUGGAUUUGCUCUUGAUGAUACUUCUUGGAUCCACACUCGUGUCCUCUCUGCCGCUGCUUCCAGCCCGGGCUAUUUGAAAGCCUUUUCAUCUCACACCUGGAACACUCAGGAGUUAGCUGGCUGCUCUGCCUGCCACAGUCUUCAAAGUGACCUUCCCAAGCUUGGGUCUGAUGGUAUCAUCACCAUCAACAGCCCCCUUCAAUAAUCCACAAUGGCUCCCUAGUGCCUCCAAGAUCAGAUAUAAAAUCUUGUAUUUAGUGCUUAACGUCCGUUGAUU
Messenger RNA from Sarcophilus harrisii (Tasmanian devil), 10045 nucleotides. It is a transcript of the gene SCN10A, whose product is annotated as sodium voltage-gated channel alpha subunit 10. Gene Ontology annotation, cellular component: voltage-gated sodium channel complex; axon; plasma membrane. The transcript has 28 exons. NCBI's taxonomy places the organism in Eukaryota, Metazoa, Chordata, Mammalia, Dasyuromorphia, Dasyuridae. Gene Ontology annotation, biological process: sodium ion transmembrane transport; regulation of atrial cardiac muscle cell membrane depolarization; regulation of heart rate. The record is from RefSeq and is a predicted model, not a curated record. The coding region runs from base 290 to 6307 and encodes 2005 amino acids. Gene Ontology annotation, molecular function: protein binding; voltage-gated sodium channel activity involved in cardiac muscle cell action potential.